Molecule: messenger RNA, 4304 nt
Organism: Drosophila yakuba
Lineage: Eukaryota; Metazoa; Arthropoda; Insecta; Diptera; Drosophilidae
Gene: Or56a
Product: odorant receptor 56a
Exons: 6
Coding region: 2456-3715 (419 amino acids)
Biological process (GO): detection of chemical stimulus involved in sensory perception of smell; sensory perception of smell
Cellular component (GO): plasma membrane
Molecular function (GO): odorant binding; olfactory receptor activity
Source: RefSeq, a predicted model, not a curated record
GCUUUUCAGCGCCGUGCGCAAUGAGCUUACGUGGCGUAUAAUUAAUAUUAAAUGUUAUACUUAUAAAUUAAAUAAAAUGGCGCAACUGAAGCUGCCUGCCCGACUGCUCCUUCUUUCAACCACACGAUUGAUGACCUGGCCGUCAAGCAUUCAGACCAAAUAUAUACCCCAUAUAUGUAUUAUAUAUAUAUAUAUAUAUAUAUGUUAUGUUUGUGUUGAGGGGAUAUACUUAUGUACUUGGGGAUUUCUGUGUUUGUGGGUCCCUUUACUAUAUGCUCGCGUUAUAAAUGUGUGUUUGCCAAGUUUGACUUGCUACUUGCGCCACUUCCGCUGUGCGGAAAAAUGCUUUUGAUUUGAUUUUCACCAAAUGUCAACUUGACGUCACGUCGUUCGUCUGUGCAAGGGAAAGCGGAAAAGCGGAAAAGCGGGAAAGCGGACGUCGUCGCUGUCGCCGCCUUUGUUGUGCCGAUUCAACUGCAUGAUUUAUUGUUUUGAUGAAAUUGCGUGUAAACAAUUUAGUGGCUGGUUGGCGCCAAAAGCUCAAGUAAAGUCCUCCCACUCUUAAAGUCUAUGGACUUUUAAAAGACUUUAUUUAAGGUUAAAUGUGGCUAUAAUUCAUGGCCAACAAAGUUGCAUAGUUGUUUUAGAGUUCUUCGCAAAAGAUUUAAGCGAAGUAUACUUAGUUGAUGGAUUACCAUGCGAAAACGAGAUGUUAGAUGUUAGAUACUCUUUUACGAUGAUACAGUAGGAAAAUUACUCAGACGCUUUGUUGGAAAAUUUAUAUUUUUACGGUACUCUUGAUGAGCGAAAAGCUCAAAUGACAAUUGCUGAACUUUUGUCCUUGUAAAUGAACCGCAAUCGUAGUAAAUAUGGAAAUACCAUUCCGAUAUUGCAACCACAAAACACGCAAAGAUGCCAAAAGGAAUGGAGUCAGACCACACGAACUCUCGAUGGGAAAAGCCCUUAGUUAUGGGGCAGUUAAAGCUGCAAGUUAACCACAAAACUGAACGCAGCAUCGUGUGCAAUUCCGACUACCAAUAAAUAUGCCAUAACAAUGAGCAAGGCGGGCUAAUAUCCGAUUACUCUGCCCCAGCAAAUGUGGCGUGAAAAGCGCCAAGCCAAGCAAAGCCAAGCCAAACCAAGUCAAGUCAGGCCAAUACAGAUAGAUACUUCUCCGAAUCCUUCCGAUUUCCCAUUCCCUUUUUACAGCAGAGCAUGAAACAAACGCAUAAGUAAAUACCAGAAACGAGUGACUUUCAAUAUCCUCAAAGGCUUAUUGCUUACAGCAAAUUUCACGCCAGCAGACAGACAAAUACGACCGAGCUGCGAAUGCAUUUACACAUUUGCAAACGCAAACACAAACAUCAGAGAGACAGUUGCAAACAUGAAACAUACAAAUAUGCGUGCAUUGAGUUUUCCCCCACAAUACAACACACAGCCCAUUUUCCCGAAGCUACAUGGAGCUUGUGGAGCAUUUCCAUGUUGGAUUCGGGCUCGAAUUCCGAGAUGGACUGGGAUCGGGAGUGGGGAUUCGCACCCAGCCAUGUCUGAGUGCGUUUCCUCCAACGCAUUUACGUUUAUUGCAUUUGUAAAUUAUUCACACAAGGAUAUUAAAUGCAAAUUGUGAAAUAGACGACACACUCGUGCCGCACAUGCUUCGCUCCACAGAUACAAUAUCCGUUGAUGCCCCAUGUAUAUAUUGGCGAAUUACUCAGCUCCUGCAUAUGAUUGUCACAUGCAAAAACGUAUCGAGAUUCUCGUUUUCCAAUUCUGAGUUCCCGCCUCGGGCUCUCGGAUUCUUGGUUUCUCGGAUUCCUCGGUCCUCACAUUUCAUCUUCCUUGAAUGCCAUUUGCCGGAAGGACCUUUGGUGCCAUGUGAGGUCGAUAGUUGGCUACGCAAUCUGACCACUUGAUUGACUCUGGCCCUCACUUGAUUUGUGCACCUGUGAUUCGAUCCAACGAGCAGAGAUGCAAAAUUAAUUUUAUUAAAGCCAGAAGGACUGCACUCACAUCUUAUUUAUUCGUUUUCCAUUACCUGAUUACACUCUUGCCCCGACCGCCGGUAAGGGACACUCUCGAAAAGUGGCCAGAACAAGUUGGGAAAAAGUUUAAUUUCACUAGCAAAUUUCACCCACUCGCAUGCAACGCUGCCUAAACACAUUUGACAUUGCUGCCUGCCCCUGAAUGUGGACAAAGUUUCGGGUGCCGCACAGUGUAACAUGCAAAUCGAAUUUAAACUUGCCAACAAAUAAUGGAAGGCCAUCUGGCUGGAGGGCUUGCACCUAGCACAUUACCAAAUCGUCUAUGCAGAACUGCAGCACCUGUCGGUAAAUCAGUAAACAGCGACAAUUAUUGCACAAUUAUUGCCACUUAACGUGUCCCCUGCUAAUCAAUCCACUUAGCACCUUAAAACCUAUAAAAGGCACUAGAAAAUGGUCGGCUUUAAACAGUUACCAUGUUUAAAGUUAAGGAUCUGCUGCUCUCGCCGUCAACCUUCGAUGAUCCCAUUUUUGGAACCCAUCUGCGAUGCUUCCAAUGGUACGGAUAUGUGGCCUCCAAGGAUCAAAAUAGGCCUUGGCUAAGUCUCAUACGGUGCACCAUUUUGACGGCUUCAAUUUGGCUAAGCUGUGCUUUAAUGCUGGCCAGAGUGUUUCGUGGUUACGAAAACCUCAAUGAUGGGGCCACAAGUUACGCCACUGCAGUCCAGUAUUUUGCAGUAUCCAUUGCCACCUUUAAUGCCUACGUGCAAAGAGAUAAAGUAAUAUCCCUCCUGCGCGUGGCCCAUUCGGAUAUCCAGAACCUGAUGCUCGAGGCAGAUAACCAGGAGAUGGAACUCCUGGUCGCCACUCAGACUUAUACCCGCACCAUCACCCUGUUGAUCUGGGUGCCUUCGGUCAUUGCUGGCCUAAUGGCCUACUCGGACUGCAUCUACAGGACUCUAUUUCUGCCCAAAUCGGUUUUCAAUGUACCUGCAGUGCGACGUGGCGAGGAGCACCCCAUUCUGCUCUUCCAGCUUUUUCCCUUCGGAGAACUUUGCGAUAACUUCGUGGUUGGAUACUUGGGACCUUGGUAUGCUCUGGGGCUGGGGAUCACCACUAUCCCAUUGUGGCACACCUUUAUCACUUGCCUCAUGAAGUACGUAAACCUCAAGCUGCAGGUACUCAAAAAACGAGUGGAGGAGAUGGAUAUUUCCCGGCUUAAUCCAAACUUGGAAAUUAAUCGUCUGACUGGCAGUGAGUUAACUUUCUGGCAAAUGCAACUCUUUAAGGAAUUUGUUAGGGAACAGCUAAGGAUUAGAAAAUUUGUCCAGGAACUACAGGAACUGAUUUGCGUGCCGGUGAUGGCAGAUUUCAUCAUCUUUUCGGUUCUCAUAUGCUUUCUCUUCUUUGCCUUGACAGUUGGCGUUCCAAGCAAAAUGGAUUACUUCUUCAUGUUCAUUUACCUGUUUGUGAUGGCUGGAAUUCUGUGGAUCUAUCAUUGGCAUGCCACGUUGAUUGUUGAAUGUCACGAUGAACUGAGCCUUGCUUACUUUUCUUGCGGAUGGUACAACUUCGAAAUGCCUUUGCAGAAAAUGCUCGUUUUUAUGAUGAUGCAUGCCCAAAGGCCGAUGAAGAUGCGCGCCCUGCUGGUCGAUUUGAAUCUGAGAACCUUCAUCGACAUUGGCCGUGGAGCCUACAGCUACUUCAAUUUGCUGCGUAGCUCCCACUUGUAUUAGGGGGAAAGCCUUUUCUUUAGGGCUAAUCAAAUGCCGUUGCGCCUGUCAACUCGUUUGGCUAACAUGACAGUAAACAAGCCAUGCAAUUCAUUUUGCCCGGCACACACUCACAAAAACCGAGACAACGGUAGAGGGCACAUAUGUAGAAGUUGAAAUGCUAAAACCAUUUUACAGUGCAAAUAAACGUGGCUCAAACUGAAGAGACGCCUGUUACUCAAAAAGGCAAUGCAAGUAACAAGUAACGGGCGACAUCAUUUAUCACUUGAGAAACGUCGCAUGUCACUGGCGUUGUAUGUGUUUUGUUAUAUUGUCUUUCUCAAUGGAUAUAAAACGAUUUUUGCACUUCUUACCAACCUACCCCGCCCCUGCCAUUAUUUCCCUGCCGUGCCUCUAAUUGUCUUGGGGGUUUAGACAAAGGAAAUUUAUGCGUCUGCCCCAGCAAAACGGUCAGAUACAUCAACCCACCACCACCGCCGCCACCACCACAACACAACCAUCAGCGAAACUAACCAAACAAACCGAAUCGUUGUCCCCCUGGGUGUAUUUUUUAAUAUUAUUAAGAGUAUAGACAAAAAAAAGUAAGGAAACA